UUAAUUAUUAGAAUACCGAAAUACUAUUGGUAUCACGUGAAGUUCUUUCACCAAAUCAUCCAGUAACGUUUCUUUUUUCCCCCUUUCUUUUUUUUUUUCGUCAUGCCGUUAAAGCAUCGGAUGGAAUCCUUACCUAACUUUCACACAGAAAUUAAUGAGCAGUUUUUAAAUUUUUAGUCUUCCAUUAGGCUACAUCAGCCAUUUCAGUGAUCUUUAAUGUAUAUUUUUGUUAUUAUUUUUUUCAUUUUCUUCUUCAAGAUUCACUUUAUAUAUUUCUUUUUUCACACAUAUAGACACACGAACACACACACACACACACACACACACACACACACACACACACACACACACACACACACACACGAACACACGAACACACACACACACACACACAAAAGAAAACAUAUGCGCGCGCACGCACCCAUACACGCCCACAUCUACCCUCUUUGCCACGCUUUCACAAAUACUUAUUUACUCCUUUUAUAUCGUUACAAUGAUUACGUCAACGAGAAAACUAUACCAUGGGAUUCUAUUUCUCAUUUGAAAAAAAAUCUCCACAGCAAUAUGAAAACGAAUAAAAGACGCGAAGAAAAUAAAGCAAACCGAGGGUACCAAAGAAUAAUUUUAAGAAUUCAGAAGAAGAAACAAUGAAAAAUAAAUUUAAAAGAAAAAUUAUAUCAAUGCCGUAGACAAUGAACAUGCGUAAAUGGAAUUUUAUCAUCAAGAUUAUAAACGUAAGUUAAAUUUCACUUAAAGAUCAAAAGCUGGAUUACAAAAAGAAAACCAGAAUCUCCUUGCCAAUGUAAAAUUUAUUUUUAUGCUUCAAAUCAGAGAAAAAUACGUAAAAAAAUCAUAAUCCAUCUACAUUAAGUAUAACUUCCAGAUAUCCGUCUUUCUAUAUGUACAUUCAAAUUAUAUAAAAGUUCUCCAAUAUCUACAUUUAUCUCUAGUGGAGAUAGACUAUGUCUGAGAAGAAAAAAGAUGGAAUGAUCACGCCUAGAACGGAUCAUAGGCUAGCGUCAUCAGAGCUGAACUGGAGUUAAAUAACAACAUAAUUUAUAACACUAGCCAAGUAAAUGCAAAUUUACUCUGAAGUGUCUUUAAUAAUAAUAGCAAGUUUAUGCGUAUAUGUAUAACAUUUCAUAGUAUUUUCAAUCCCGAGCUUACACCCCACAACAUAACACACACACACACACACACACACACACACACACACACACACACACACACACACACACACACACACACACACACACACCCACACACGCACGCACACACACUCACACACACACACACACACACACACACACAUACAUACAUACAUACAUAAUUCGUGUUGCAGAAAUGUGAAACAAUUACAAAAAAUCCUGUUGACCAUUCAUAUAACUACAUACAUACAUACAUACAUACAUACAUACAUACAUACAUACGUACGUACAUAACUUUCUACAACAACAUCGAAAUGAUGGAUUUUGAAACAGCUUACCCUAUUGGUUUAUACCAAGAAGAUAGGGAUCCGUACCAAACAAUGCAUUCUCAAUCUAUAGAUGCAAAUCCAGUUUAUCACCUACGAGAUACAUCAAUUGAUUCUACCCCGUCUGGGUCAUACAAUUCGCUGAAUGAAGGACCAAAUGCCCAAACUAACAGAAAUUUACCCUGGAGUAUAUUUGACAAUGCAGUGUCUUCGCAAUAUGCUACAACUGGAUAUUAUACGACACUCACUGAACCUAAUGAUUUGCAAAUACAGCAGCAGCAACAAACAUCAUUGCAGCAAAAUACUCAUCAACAUCAUAGUCACCACCAACGUGACCAUCAUCAUCAUCAUCAUCAACCACAGCAGCAGCAACAACAACAAUCUCACGUAACGCCAUUGACCGAACUACAUCACCAAGGCCAAUACACAUAUAAUUUGCAACAUCACACAUCUCUUCAAAAUGCUGAGAUUGAUUUAUCAGCAACAUCGUUUCCAGUAGAAGUUUGCCAUAGUCCUUCCAAAUACAACAGUUUAUCGAUUUUCCAUCGACCAGGAAGAACGCGUAUUAGACAAAUGUCCAAGUCUACUGACAGCAGUCGUGAGGGAGCCACGGAACGGGAACGAACCCGAAUGCAUAUGCUUAACGACGCCUUCGAUGAUCUUCGACGUGUUGUUCCUAAGUCGAAUCUAAGUGAACAUCAAAAGCUAUCAAAGAUAGCUACUCUCCGAUUAGCAAUUCAUUAUAUAUCAGCAUUGGCUAGUAUAUUAAAGAGUACUGGUGCCGACAUCAAGUUGAUAAAAGACACCACCUCAAUCGAUGGUCGAGGACGUCGCCGAACUGGAAGAAAGAGAAAACUUUCAUAUAAUGUCGAUACAAAAACUUAAUUGAAUAUAUAGCCAAGAAGUGUGAGUGGACUGUUAGUAAUAAAUGCAGAUAUCAUCAGAAAAAGUCAAUUAAAAUUCAUUAAAAUGACAGAUUUAUCGAACUUUCAAAGCGAUCAAAUUGUUGGUGCUCGUAAUGCAGGUGCUAGCGUAAUGAAAACAGCCGAAAUGUUUGAUGUAUCAAGAAGUACUGUCUCAAAAGUAAUAAUAGCUUUUCAGAAUGAGAAAACAACCUCUUCGUUGAAACAAAACUCUGGAAGAAAACCAAAACUUUCAGAUAGGGACCGUCGAACUCUUACGCAAAUUGUUACAAAGGAUCACAAGAGUGCAGCUCCCAAAGUUACUACAGAGCUUAAUGACCACAUCGAGAACCAAGAUCCAUAAAAACUGUUAGCCGGGGGCUGCAUAAAGCCGGAUUUCUCGAGAGAGCUGCAAACAGAAACCACUACUUUCAAAAACAAAAGCUGCAAAGCGUUUGGAGUGGAGUAAAAACCUACAGAAUUGGUCCCUAAAACAGUGAAAGAAUGUUAUUUUCUCGGACGAGUCAUCUUUCACUUUAUUUCCGACCACCGGCCGAGUAUACGUGUGGAGACAGCCAAAAGAAGCAUUUGAUCCUGACUACCUUCUUCCAACUGUUAAACAUGGAGGAGGAUCUGUGAUAAUCUCGGGUGCGCUAUAUCUUAGAAAUCCGCCGGUCCAAUGGUUUCCCUGUAGCAGAAUUAAUAGUCAAGACUAUUUAAGCAUUUUAUCUGAUCAAAUUUAUCCUAUGGUUGCGGAACUAUUUCCGGAGGGAAACGCAAUCUUUCAGGAUGAUAAUGCACCAAUUCACACCGCUAAAGUUGUUAUUGAAUGGCACGAGGAGCAUUCUAGUGAAGUUGAACAUCUUAUCUGGCUACCACAGUCCUCAGAUCUUAAUAUUAUUGAACAUUUAUGGUACAUUUUAGAAAAACAAGUGAGGAGUCGAUAUCCUCCACCAUUAUCACUACAAGAACUGGUGACUGUUUUAGCUGAAGAAUGUACAAAAAUUCCUUUGGAAAGAGUUCAAACUUUGUACGAGUCCAUACCUCAUAGAAUUCAAGCUGUAAUUACUGUCAAAGCAGUCCUACCCUAUAUUAAAAUAAAUUUGUUUGAAAUUUUAA
Messenger RNA from Octopus bimaculoides (California two-spot octopus), 3495 nucleotides. RefSeq lists its product as uncharacterized. Gene Ontology annotation, cellular component: nucleus. Gene Ontology annotation, biological process: positive regulation of transcription by RNA polymerase II; anatomical structure morphogenesis. Gene Ontology annotation, molecular function: DNA-binding transcription factor activity; protein dimerization activity; E-box binding. NCBI's taxonomy places the organism in Eukaryota, Metazoa, Mollusca, Cephalopoda, Octopoda, Octopodidae. The record is from RefSeq and is a predicted model, not a curated record.